GCAGCGCAGCGCUCCGCGGGUGGCAGACGCGGCCCCCCGGCCCCCUGAGGACGCCUGGCCGCGGGCCUCCCGGGGUUCGGGCCCGGCGGCAGCCGCCGCGAUGGCCCUCAAGAUGGUCAAGGGCAGCAUCGACCGCAUGUUUGACAAGAAUCUGCAGGACCUGGUGCGCGGCAUCCGCAACCACAAGGAGGACGAGGCAAAAUAUAUCUCUCAGUGCAUUGACGAGAUCAAGCAAGAGCUGAAGCAAGACAACAUCGCGGUGAAAGCAAACGCGGUCUGCAAGCUGACCUAUCUGCAGAUGCUAGGAUAUGACAUCAGCUGGGCCGCCUUCAACAUCAUAGAAGUGAUGAGCGCCUCCAAGUUCACAUUCAAGCGAAUCGGCUACCUCGCGGCUUCCCAGUGCUUUCACGAAGGGACCGACGUCAUCAUGCUGACCACCAACCAGAUCCGCAAGGACCUGAGCAGCCCCAGCCAGUACGACACUGGCGUUGCGCUGACUGGCCUGUCCUGUUUUGUUACCCCAGAUCUUGCCAGAGACUUGGCCAAUGACAUCAUGACACUGAUGUCACACACCAAGCCGUACAUCCGGAAGAAGGCUGUUCUGAUCAUGUACAAGGUGUUCCUGAAGUACCCUGAGUCUCUGCGCCCCGCCUUUCCCCGCCUGAAGGAGAAACUGGAGGACCCCGAUCCCGGGGUCCAGUCGGCGGCAGUCAACGUCAUCUGUGAGCUGGCCAGACGUAACCCCAAGAACUACCUUUCCCUCGCUCCGCUCUUCUUCAAGCUCAUGACCUCCUCCACCAACAACUGGGUCCUCAUUAAGAUUAUCAAACUGUUUGGUGCUCUGACCCCCUUGGAGCCAAGGUUGGGUAAGAAGCUGAUUGAGCCUCUCACCAACCUGAUCCACAGCACGUCUGCCAUGUCCCUUCUCUACGAGUGUGUCAACACCGUCAUCGCAGUGCUCAUCUCGCUGUCGUCUGGCAUGCCCAACCAUAGUGCCAGCAUCCAGCUCUGUGUUCAGAAACUGCGGAUAUUAAUAGAAGAUUCUGAUCAGAACUUGAAGUACCUGGGGCUCCUGGCCAUGUCCAAGAUCCUGAGGACGCACCCCAAGUCUGUGCAGGCGCACAAGGAUCUCGUCCUGCAGUGCCUGGACGACAAGGACGAGUCCAUCCGGCUGCGGGCCCUCGACCUCCUGUACGGCAUGGUGUCCAAGAAGAACCUGAUGGAGAUCGUCAAGAAGCUGAUGACCCACGUGGACAAGGCCGAGGGCACUACCUACCGCGACGAGCUGCUCACCAAGAUCAUCGACAUCUGCAGCCAGUCGAACUACCAGCACAUCACCAACUUCGAGUGGUACAUCAGCAUCCUGGUGGAGCUGACCCGGCUGGAGGGCACCCGCCACGGCCACCUCAUCGCCGCCCAGAUGCUGGAUGUGGCCAUCCGCGUGAAGGCCAUCCGCCGGUUUGCCGUGUCGCAGAUGUCCGCGCUGCUCGACAGCGCCCACCUGGUGGCCAGCAGCACCCAGCGCAGCGGCAUCUGCGAGGUGCUCUACGCGGCCGCCUGGAUCUGCGGGGAGUUCUCUGAGCACCUACAGGAGCCCCAGCAGACCCUGGAGGCCAUGCUGCGGCCAAAAGUCACCACCCUGCCGGGCCACAUCCAGGCCGUGUACGUGCAGAAUGUGGUCAAGCUGUACGCAGCCAUCCUGCAGCAGAAGGAGCAGGCCGCGGAUGCGCAGGCGGCCCAGGAGGUCACGCAGCUCCUAGUGGAGCGGCUGCCCCAGUUUGUGCAGAGCGCGGACCUGGAAGCCCAGGAGCGGGCAUCCUGCAUCUUGCAGCUGGUCAAGCACGUCCAGAAGCUUCAGGCCAGGGAUGUGCUGGUGGCAGAAGAAGUGAGCGCCCUCUUUGCUGGGGAGCUGAACCCGGUGGCUCCCAAGGCACAGAAGAAGGUUCCGGUCCCCGAAGGCCUGGACCUGGACGCCUGGAUCAAUGAGCCGCUCUCAGACAGCGAGUCUGAGGAUGAGAAGCCCAAGGCCAUCUUCCACGACGAGGAGCCGCGGCACACCAGGCAGCGGCCGCCUGAGGCGGACGAGCAGGAGCUGGCCCGGCGCCGCGAGGCCCGGAAGCAGGAGCAGGCCAACAACCCAUUCUACAUCAAGAGUUCCCCGUCCCCCCAAAAGCGGUACCGGGACGCGCCGGGCGUGGACCACAUCCCUGUGGUGCAGAUCGACCUCUCGGUGCCCCUGAAGGUGCCAGGGAUGCCCGUGUCAGACCAGUACGUGAAGCUGGAGGAAGAACGGCGGCACCGGCAGAGGCUGGAGAAGGACAAGAGAAAGAGGAAGAAGAGGGAGCGGGAGAGGCGGGGUGCCCGGCGCCACACCUCACUGCACACGGAGAGCGACGAGGACAUCACCCCCGCCCAGCGUGUGGACAUCGUCACCGAGGAGAUGCCCGAGAACGCCCUGCCCAGCGACGAGGACGACAAAGACCCCAACGACCCCUACAGGGCCCUGGACAUUGACUUGGACAAGCCCCUAGCCGACAGCGAGAAGCUGCCCGUCCAGAAACACAGAGACGCUGAGACCUCCAAGUCCCCGGAGAGACAGGAUGUCACUGUCGUGGAAAAGAAGAGCAAGAAGCCCAAGAGGAAGGAGAAGAAGCACAAGGAGAAAGAGCGAGAGAAGAGGAAGGAGGAGGCGGAGAAGGGUGCAGACUUAGACUUCUGGCUGUCCACCACGCUGCCUGCUGCCACCCCGGCCCCGGAAGAGCCCGGCGCGAACGCCACGGUCACUGCCCCUAAGGAGGAGCGGGAGGAGCCCAGGGGAGAGGAGCAGGGCGCCGGCGAGGAUGGGGCGCAGGACCUCGAGAAGAAACCUUCCAAGCAUAAGAAGAAGAAACACAAGAAGGACAAGGAGGAGCGGUCCAAAGACAAGAAGAAAUCCAAGAAGAGGGCACCUCCAAGGGAAGGGGAGGCCGAGCCCGUGGAGAACGGCGCGCCCGAUGAGGAGCCCCUCCCGCCCAUGUCUAGCUACUCUCUCCUGGCUGAGAACCCUUACAUCAAGAUGACGUACGACGUGCAGGGCAGCCUGCAGAAGGACAGCCAGGUCACGGUGUCCAUGGUCCUGGAGAACCAGAGCAGCAGCUUCCUCAAGAACAUGGAGCUCAACGUGCUGGACUCGCUCAACGCCCGGCUGGCCCGGCCAGAGGGCUCCUCGGUCCACGACGGUGUCCCCGUGCCUUUCCAGCUGCCCCCUGGCAUCUCCAACGAAGCCCAGUUUGUGUUCACCAUUCAGAGCAUCGUCACGGCGCAGAAGCUCAAAGGAACCCUGUCUUUCAUCGCCAAGAAUGACGAAGGUUCCACCCAUGAGAAGCUGGACUUCAAGCUGCACUUCACCUGCACCUCGUACUUGGUCACCACGCCGUGCUACAGUGACGCGUUUGCCAAGUUGUUGGAGUCCGGGGACCUGAGCAUGAGCUCAGUCAAGGUUGAUGGCAUUAGUAUGUCCUUCCAGAACGUUCUGGCAAAGAUCUGUUUUCACCACCAUUUUUCCGUUGUGGAGCGGGUGGACUCCUGCGCCUCCAUGUACAGCCGUUCCAUCCAGGGCCACCACGUCUGCCUCCUGGUGAAGAAGGGUGAGAAGUCGGUGUCGGUGGACGGGAAGUGCAGCGAUUCAACGCUGCUGAGCAACGUGCUGGAGGAGAUGAAGGAAACGCUGGCCAAAUGUUGAGCGCGCCGCCCACCAUGGGGAGGGCUCGCGGGGAGGGCGGCCAAGUGCCGGGUUUCUCCUCUGUCACGAGGACUGGGUGCAGCCGGGAGACCCAGU
Kogia breviceps (pygmy sperm whale) is the source of this 3817-nucleotide messenger RNA. RefSeq names its product adaptor related protein complex 3 subunit delta 1 (gene AP3D1). NCBI's taxonomy places the organism in Eukaryota, Metazoa, Chordata, Mammalia, Artiodactyla, Physeteridae. Gene Ontology annotation, cellular component: terminal bouton; endosome membrane; membrane coat. Gene Ontology annotation, biological process: neurotransmitter receptor transport, postsynaptic endosome to lysosome; synaptic vesicle membrane organization; synaptic vesicle budding from endosome. The record is from RefSeq and is a predicted model, not a curated record.